Enhydra lutris kenyoni (northern sea otter) is the source of this 1294-nucleotide messenger RNA. It is a transcript of the gene ART1, whose product is annotated as ADP-ribosyltransferase 1. Bases 113 to 1078 code for a protein of 321 amino acids. Gene Ontology annotation, molecular function: NAD+ poly-ADP-ribosyltransferase activity; NAD+-protein-arginine ADP-ribosyltransferase activity. The record is from RefSeq and is a predicted model, not a curated record. NCBI's taxonomy places the organism in Eukaryota, Metazoa, Chordata, Mammalia, Carnivora, Mustelidae. The transcript has 5 exons.
CCCUGUCCUGGUGGUCAUAACUGGAGAGCGACACCAGCUUCCCUGGAGAAGGCCUAGAUGAAGAAACUGAGACCCAAAGAGAGACAGUAACUUGUCCAGGGCUACCUCCAACAUGCAGACCCCUGCCAUGCUGUGUCUGCUGCUUGUGUGCACGGGCCUCCUGGAAGCGCUGCAGGCCCAGAGCCACCCCAUCUCUCGACGAGACCUGUUCUCUCAAGAACUGCCCCUGGACAUAGCCCCAGCCUCCUUUGAUGACCAGUAUGAAGGCUGUGCAGCAGCCAUGACAGCAGCUCUCCCAGAUCUCAACCAAACUGAGUUCCAGGCCAACAAAGUGUACGCGGAUGGCUGGGUGCAGGCAAGCAGCCAAUGGCAGGACCGCCAGGCCUGGGGGCCAGAGUGGGUCCUGAACCCUACUGGGUUGCCCCCGCCACCCCCUGGCUUCCGCGAUGAGCAUGGGGUGGCCCUCCUGGCCUACACCGCCAACAGCCCCCUGCACAAGCAGUUCAAUGCCGCCGUGCGUGAGGCAGGCCGCUCCAGAGCCUACUACCUCCACCACUUCUCCUUCAAGACACUCCAUUUCCUGCUGACCGAAGCCGUACAGCUGCUGGGCAGGGGCCAGCGUUCGCCCCAGUGCCACCAAGUGUUCCGAGGGGUGCACGGCCUGCGCUUCCGGCCGGCGGGGCCUGGGGCAACCGUCAGGCUGGGGGGUUUUGCCUCCGCGUCCCUAAAGAAUGUUGCAGCCCAGCAAUUUGGGGAGGACACCUUCUUUGGCAUCUGGACCUGCCUUGGGGCACCUAUCAAGGGCUACUCCUUCUUCCCUGGGGAGGAGGAGGUGCUGAUCCCCCCCUUCGAGACCUUCCAGGUGAUCAACGCCAGCAGACCAGCCCAGGGCCCCGCCCGCAUCUACCUCCGGGCCCUGGGCAAGCAUAGCACCUACAACUGCGAGUACAUCAAAGACAAGCAGUGCAAGUCCAGGUCCUGCCCUCUUGGUAACUCAGCCAUGGGUCAAGGCCCCUCUUCUUCAGUCUGGUCCCUCCUACUGCCAGUCUGGUUCCUUGUCAGGGGAACCUUUCCAUAGAGUCCAGACCUGCCAUGAUCCAUCUGACACUGAACAGCCCCUCCUGGCCAUCGCGCUGCCUAAGCCCGACAUGGGGAUGUCGGCCCCCUAUGUGCUUUAAGAGCAGCCAGGAUCCAUGGUGACCCUCUGCAGAGAACUCUGGGACUUUCUCUGGCAGCUGCCAGGUUUGCUGAUGGAGAAUUAAGGGAAUCUGGGGACUGAGCCUUCCCCAAGGCU